UGUGGUGUUGACUAAUCGCUGCUUUGGAGGAGCACGUUAAUUCCGACUGAGCUGUCAUGGCUGCUGUUGAUACCGACUGGGAAAACUUCCCUUCAUACUUUGACUUAACGCGCGGUAUUCAGGAAUUUCUCGCAAAGACGUAUCAUGAAACCUUUAUAGAAAAAAGAGAACAACUUCCCAUUGAAUCUACGUGGAGUAAUUAUAAUUUCAGCUUAUUCGACAUAACGUUAGUAGUAUUAUUAUCAAUAGUAUGGUCAGUUUUACGGUACAUGUCUACAGAAUGGAUUUUCAAGCCUUUAGCUCAUCAUUAUGCUCUUACUUCAACAAACCAAAGGAAGAUGCCAGAAAGUGCCUGGAAGUUUGUGUUUUACCUUUGUGCCUGGUCUUAUACUUGCUAUGUUGUUAUUUUGAGUGGUAAUUACAAGUUCUUCCAAAAGCCUAGUACUGUUUGGGAAAAUUGGAAUUUAGCAGAUGCCCCUCCAAUGGAUAUUUAUUUCAUGUACAUGGCUCAGUGUGGGUUUUACCUUCAUUCUUUAUAUGCUACUUUGUUUUUGGAUACAUGGAGGAAAGAUUCUUUUGUAAUGAUGAUUCAUCAUGUUUUAACUUUAGGGCUAAUCUCCAUCUCAUAUUCUUUAAGAUAUCAUAAUAUUGGGUCUUUGGUAUUAUUUACUCAUGAUGUGUGUGAUAUUCUUCUCGAAUUUACAAAGUUAAAUGUUUAUUUCAAAAUACAAGCCAACAGAUUGGUCAAGAAACAUGAAAUUUUUGCAAACAUUUCAUUCUUUUGUUUUACUGUUUUAUGGUUUGUUUGUCGCCUAUAUUGUUAUCCUUUGCGAGUACUAUAUGCUGCCACAGCUGAUGUGCAGAAAUUAAAACUAGUCCUUCCAUGUGCUUUGCUCAUGAAUAGUUUGUUAUGGAUACUUCAAAUUUUAAAUAUUUAUUGGUUUUUGUUUAUUGUUCAAUUUCUUUUCCGUGUUGCCACUGGCCAAGUUCGAGAAGUGGAUGAUACAAGGGAAUUUGAUGUAGAAGAAAAAUUCUCCCAACAAUUUUCUUCUAAGCAAAAUCACUUAAAUGACAAUGCCUUGCAUAAUGGAAUUGUGAAGACCAAUGGAAGCUGUGAGGAUGGUUCUGUUUUAAAUGGCAAUGUUGGUAAUAUAAGGAACAGAGUAAAGAAAUUGAGUUAGUACAAUUAGUUUAAAAAAAGAAAAAUGGGAAAAAAAUAAAUAAAAAAACACCUUCCAUUGUAUUAAAUUUUGUUACAAAAUUCUUUGAUAA
Messenger RNA from Stegodyphus dumicola, 1272 nucleotides. RefSeq names its product ceramide synthase 1-like. The record is from RefSeq and is a predicted model, not a curated record. Gene Ontology annotation, biological process: ceramide biosynthetic process. Gene Ontology annotation, molecular function: sphingosine N-acyltransferase activity. NCBI's taxonomy places the organism in Eukaryota, Metazoa, Arthropoda, Arachnida, Araneae, Eresidae. Gene Ontology annotation, cellular component: membrane.